AGAAAGAGACCGAAUGGUUCAAACUCGAGAAAAAGGAGGAAGAGGAGAUUUAGACUAAAGCUAGUUACUAGAAAAAACUAAACAAAGUUAAUCGAAUCUGGUUGGAACAAAAUGGCGAAUCUACCUCCAUCUCUCUCAAUGGGCACUCCUUUCGGUGGUCCCAGCAAUUCUGCCGGAGCUCCGGCGAACAAAGAUCGGAACUUGGCCUCCGCGGAGCAGUUGGUUCUCGAUCUCAGCAAUCCCGAACUCCGAGAGAAUGCUCUCCUCGAGCUUUCCAAGAAAAGAGAACUGUUUCAGGAUUUGGCGCCUCUCUUGUGGAACUCUUUUGGAACCAUUGCUGCCUUAUUACAGGAGAUAGUUUCGAUCUACUCUGUUCUUGCACCUCCGAAUCUGACUCCUGCUCAGUCCAACCGUGUUUGCAAUUCACUUGCCCUUCUUCAGUGUGUGGCAUCUCAUUCCGACACGAGAAUGUUGUUUCUCAAGGCUCACAUCCCACUCUACCUUUACCCCUUCCUUAAUACAACGAGUAAGUCUAGACCUUUUGAGUACUUGCGCCUUACUAGCCUAGGUGUCAUUGGUGCUCUUGUCAAGGUUGAUGAUACAGAGGUCAUUAGCUUCCUUCUUUCAACGGAAAUUAUUCCUCUCUGCCUUCGCACCAUGGAGAUGGGGAGUGAGCUGUCCAAAACCGUUGCGACAUUCAUAGUUCAGAAGAUCUUGUUAGAUGAUGUGGGGAUGGAUUACAUCUGCACAACAGCAGAGCGUUUUUUUGCUGUUGGUCGAGUUUUGGGCAAUAUGGUUCAGUCACUAGUGGAGCAGCCUUCUCCACGCCUUCUUAAGCAUAUCAUUCGUUGUUACCUCCGUUUAUCAGACAACCCAAGGGCUUGUGCUGCACUCGGAAGCUGUCUCCCUGACUCUCUACGAGAUGGAACCUUCAGCAAUUGUCUUCGCGAGGAUCAAAUCGCGAGGAGGUGGCUGCAACAGUUGGUUCACAAUGUUGGAGUUGGUCGAGUCCCAAGUCAUCAAGGUGGAGGAUUUGAGCACAUGCUUUGAUGAGUUGAAUGCAUCUCAGCCUAUCCUUUGGAGUGUUCUUUUUGUUUCUCUAAUUUAUUCAUGUGCUUGCUUUUGAUGCCUUUUACUUAGAUCUUUUAAUCUGUUUGAAAUUCUUAUUGUAAUUAUUUUAUAAACUUAAGAAAGCUCUCGAUAAUAUAUAGGACUGUUUACAAAUAAUGUAUUCAUAAAUUUUAUUCAUCAAAGCUUUGGUGGUCU
This is a messenger RNA of Brassica napus (rape), 1266 nucleotides long. Its product is annotated as CCR4-NOT transcription complex subunit 9. Gene Ontology annotation, biological process: mRNA catabolic process; negative regulation of translation. NCBI's taxonomy places the organism in Eukaryota, Viridiplantae, Streptophyta, Magnoliopsida, Brassicales, Brassicaceae. Gene Ontology annotation, cellular component: CCR4-NOT complex; P-body; CCR4-NOT core complex. Bases 112 to 1050 code for a protein of 312 amino acids. The transcript has 9 exons. The record is from RefSeq and is a predicted model, not a curated record.